GUCUCGGAGUCUCCUGGCAGGGAGGCGGGCGGUGAUCAAGUUGGGGAGUCUACCGUUGCCUCCGUUGCGUUGCUCCUAGCGGCAGGCCGCCCCUGCGAGACUGUAGGACCGGCAGUACUGCGCGCGCAGCCCUCGCUGGCCCGCCGACUCUUCAGGCCCCGUGAACCUCCGGGGGCGGCGGGAGCGCGGGGCCGAGGAGCCCGGUGCGUGCGGACGGGCUGCGGCGGGGCGGCCGCCGGGACGCCAUGUCCAUGGAGGACCCCUUCUUUGUGGUGAAAGGGGAGGUACAGAAAGCAGUCAAUACUGCUCAAGGGUUAUUCCAGAGAUGGACAGAACUCCUCCAGGAUCCUUCUGCAGCAACAAGAGAAGAAGUUGAUUGGACCACCAAUGAGCUCAGAAAUAACUUACGCAGCAUAGAAUGGGACCUAGAAGAUCUGGAUGAAACUAUCAGCAUAGUUGAAGCAAAUCCUCGAAAAUUCAACCUUGAUGCAACUGAACUGGGUGUAAGAAAAGCCUUCAUUACAAGCACACGGCAAGUUGUCAGGGAAAUGAAGGAUCAGAUGUCGAGUUCGUCAGUUCAGGCAUUAGCUGAAAGAAAAAAUAGACAGGCACUGCUAGGAGAAAGUGGUGGUCAGAGUUGGAGCUCUGGAGCAGAUAAGUAUGGCCGUCUUGAUCGAGAGCUGCAACGUGCUAAUGCCCACUUCAUUGAGGAGCAGCAGGCCCAGCAACAGUUGAUCGUGGAACAGCAGGACGAGCAGUUGGAGCUGGUCUCUGGCAGCAUUGGGGUGCUGAAGAACAUGUCACAGUGCAUUGGUGGGGAGCUGGAGGAACAGGCAGUAAUGUUAGACGACUUCUCUCAUGAGUUGGACAGCACACAGUCUCGGCUGGACAAUGUGAUGAAGAAACUUGCGAAAGUGUCCCAUAUGACCAGCGAUCGUCGCCAGUGGUGUGCGAUCAUCGUUCUCUUUGGGAUCUUGCUGGUAGUGCUCAUCCUCUUUCUGGUGCUGUGAUGGACAAGCCUUUGGGUGCUGCUCAUUCCCCUUGAGAAAAUGGGAGGGGAGAAAGGAAAAGUCAGCACAGUUAAUGUUGCCACCUUUUUAUUUUGCUCUGAAGAACUCAUGCCCCCAGACUUGGAUUUCCUCUGUAAAUCAGCGCUCGUGGCAGCUGCUGCUGCAAUAUCAGCCUUACAAAGCCCUUGGAGGUAAAGUGGAAGCUGGCCUCCCUUCCAGGUGUUGUGACUCCCGCAGGUGUGCAUCGCCACGCCCGCUGUGCACACAACCAGCUGCUGUUUCUCUUUCCUCCCUCCGAAGUGCAGGGAAUGAAUCAGCAAAUGUCAGUUAUGUUGCUUUUGCAAGGUCUUUCCACUUUUUUCUUGGGGGAUUUUUUUCUCCCUCCCUCCUCCCCCCCCUUUCCUUUUAUCAAAAGCUACUGUCUUAUCUAAAACAAAUUGUUCCGGAAGCCAGGCUGCUGGGUGUACUUCACCUCCUCCUUUGCUGGUCAUUAAGGAAAGUAGAAGACUCAGGAACUAUAUCCAGUAACAGUAAAUGCAGUGAUUCCUGGGCCAGGGUGUCACUUCACCCAGACUCCAGUAGAGGGGUAAAUGCUAAGACCAAUUCCCUGGCCAAGUCCUGUUUCGUUCAGUGGAGAUUGUACUCACUGAACAUGGAGAAACCACGUGGGGUAAAAGAGAUGUGAGCUAUGGCUCUGAGUGCUUCAAGGAGAGUUUGCACACUUAGUCAAGGACUAAACCUGAAUGUGCCCCCUCUGUGGCUUCCUGCUCCCUGUACUAACCUUAGCAUUCACUUGGUGCACAUUCCAUGCUUGGAAAGGGGUUCCCUAAGUCUGUCACUGCAGAGCACUUCAUGGACUGCUUGAAAGAAUUGUGUAGACUGCCUGGGUAGGAGUUGUCUCAUUUCCACUCUAUACUCUUGGUUUUUGUUUAGGUUAGUUUUUUGUUUCGUUGAGGGGAAGAGGGGAAUUGCCACUGUUUUAUUCAUUCCAAGGCUGAAAAUCAGCAAGCUAAACCUCUGCCCUGGACCAGACUUCUCUUACCUGUUUAUAAUAACUAGGGUGGCUGGGUGAUUUUGGUUAUUUGUUUGCUUGAGGAAGCAGUUGAUUUUAUUACUCUCUUCCAUUUGAAUAACUGAGCCAAUUCCAAAUGAAACUGACAAAUGCGUUGUCAUACUUGGUUUAAGGUAAUUUUCAUGAAAACCCAGGCUGCCGACAGACUAAACUUGAGGCUUUUUGAUUAUUUUUCAAAUGCCUCAAACACAUGCACAUGUAAAUAGGAUAUUUUUAUAACCUUCCCUAAUGAAUAAACUAUAUUAAAAUAGCCAUUUGUAUUCAUGGGUUCUCAAAGGCCACGCCAGGAAAGCAUAAGCCUUAGUUAAGUUAGGAUAGGUUCCUUACUGGAGGUUGAUUCCCAUGUGAUGAAUUGCUUUGGCAGCAACUCCUGAGGACUUGUGCUCUGCAUGGGGGGGGAGGGGAGGAUCCACGUUGGUGGAAUUAUGGGGUCAUGCAAGGAAAGGAACGGUUCAGCCAAAAGACAGAGGAUGGACUGAAAAGGCUGGGAGAGGUGUGACCAUUGAGAUGGAAUUUCAGCCUUACCUUGAGUGUCCUUGUCCGUUCGAGUCACUCCUCAGUAUUCACCAGCCUCCUCAGUCAUAAUUAUGUAUUGACCCAGGCUAAUUUUGAAUUGCAGUUUUUAAUACUGGAUAUUUGUAAUGCUUUUCAGAAAAGGGUACCAUCCUUUUUUCUUUUUUUUUCUCCAAGAUCAUGGUAGGUGAGGAAAUUUGACUCUGUGGAUGCUAAAAAAUGAAUUUAUAAAAUAAAAGGGAUGGUUGA
This is a messenger RNA of Phascolarctos cinereus (koala), 2844 nucleotides long. It is a transcript of the gene STX6, whose product is annotated as syntaxin 6. NCBI's taxonomy places the organism in Eukaryota, Metazoa, Chordata, Mammalia, Diprotodontia, Phascolarctidae. The record is from RefSeq and is a predicted model, not a curated record. Gene Ontology annotation, molecular function: SNAP receptor activity. Gene Ontology annotation, cellular component: membrane. Gene Ontology annotation, biological process: intracellular protein transport; Golgi vesicle transport.